CAAGGUGGAUCAAUUUUCAACAGCAAAAAUGGUGGAUUAUGAAGUAACUGUGUACACCGCCAAUCGCACCGCUGCCACCACUUUCAACAAUGUCUUCAUUAAGCUGGUUGGCACAAGUGGGGAAAGUGAACGCAAGUGGCUGUUCAACUUGAAAGGAGCUUCAGCAUUUGUCAGAGGAGCUGUGGCGUCUUUUACAGUUUCCUGCCCCAUGUCCCUUGGCAAGCUGGUGCUGGUGGAGCUGGACAAAAAGCCUCUUUUGCUGUUCCCAGAAGAUUCUUGGUUCCCAGCCAAAGUGGAAGUCAAAUCCCCAGACGGAGACAUUUACAACUUCCCCGUCUACCGCUGGAUCAGUGACAGCAAGGUGCACCGCUUCAGAGAGGGAACAGCCCUGAAAGGGUUCGAAGAUAGUCAUCAUCUUGGCAGGUACAGCCGGGAACAGGAGCUCAAGCAGCGUCAGAAAGAUUACUGCUGGGAUGUGUAUGUGGAAGGAAUUCCUCACUGCAUUAAAACAGACGGCCCAUCCUCCCUACCUCCUGAAGUCAGAUUCUCCUUUACCAAGCAGACUGAAUUUCUGUUCACAGCAAGCACAGGACUGGCAGAGCUGAAACUGAAGGGGCUGGUUGAUAAUAAAACGAAUUGGACGAACAUUGAUGAUAUCGACAGAGUUUUUUGCUGCAACAUAUUCCUUUGUGACUACAAGCGAAUGGAUGGAGUGAAAGCAAACACCAUCAAUGAUGAGAAGCAGUACCUGAUGGCUCCACUUGUCUUGCUCCACAAAACUCCAGAUGAUAAACUCAUGCCAAUUGCUAUUCAGCUGAAGCAGAAACCAGCAGAGGACAAUCCAAUCUUCUUGCCAUCUGAUUCAGAGUACGACUGGCUGAUGGCAAAGAUUUUUGUCAGAAGUGCAGAUUUCAGUGAGCAUCAGCUCAACGUUCACCUGCUGCGCACUCACCUGCUGGCUGAGGUCUUUGCAGUGUCACUGUUGCGCAACGUGCCCAUGGUGCAUCCUCUCCACAAGCUUCUCAUACCUCACACUCGCUACACUCUGCAGAUCAACUUCUUAGCUCGGAACAGACUCAUAUCUGAGGAGGGUGUUUUCACCAAAUUUUCAGCUUCUGGAGGAGAGGGUAUGAUCACAAUUCUGAGGAGAUCGCUGUCCUCAGUAACAUACAGCUCCCUCUGUGUGCCAGAAGACAUUGCUGAGCGCGGAGUGAAGGACGUACCAAACUUCUACUACAGAGAUGAUGCACUCAGACUGUGGGAUACUAUCAACAGAUUUGUGCGGGGUAUCCUGACCUACUACUACAAGACCGAUGCUGAAGUUCAGCAAGACUCUGAACUUCAAAAGUGGAUUCUGGACAUUUUUGAACAUGGAUUCCUUUCCCAGCCUUGCCCAGGAAUCCCACAGAAACUUACCACAGUGGAUGAGCUCAUCAAGUUUGUCACCAUGGUGAUCUUCACCGGCUCAGCCCAGCAUGCUGCUGUGAACAGUGGACAGUUUGACUUUGGUAGCUGGAUGCCAAACACUCCAAUCUCCCUGCAACUGCCACCUCCCACCAAAAAAGGGGAAGCGACUGAAGAAACGAUGCUGAAAACACUGCCGGACGUCAACACCACAGUUCAGGGCAUGGCCACCCUGUGGCUGCUCAGCCAGCAGUCCAGUGACUUUGCACCUCUUGGCCAGUACUCUGAGGACCACUUCAGUGAGGAGACUCCACGGCAGAUGAUGGCGAACUUUAAAAAGGAGCUGGCGGCGUUGAGUGCAGCAAUCAAAGAGAGAAACAAAACUCUGGAAGUGCCGUACACAUACUUGGAUCCAGAGGAGGUAGAAAACAGUGUGGCUAUUUAGGGAAGUAAGAGAAGUUUCCUCUCAGUUUUCAUAGUUGAUAAUAAUCCCACACUGAUGUGCUUCAUGUUAUUUUAGGUGUAUUAUUGGAACCUUUAUGAACAUGUUGGAGAAGGGGAAGCAGAGGGGACAUGAUAAUUCUUUUUAAAUUUUAUUAGUUUUGCUUAAAUGUAUAAUGUAUAUUUGAAUGGAAUGUUAUUAUUUGGGAUGCAUGCAGAGAAAUAUGGAGUCAGACGAGUGAGUGUACCGACCCUAUGGAAAUUAGAAAGUGAGUUUCUCUAAUCUGUUGCUUCAAAAUACCUGUGUAAGAAUCUAUGGCAAAGUGCAAAUAAAAAUGUUUUUAAGCAGAAAACAA
Molecule: messenger RNA, 2201 nt
Organism: Poecilia latipinna (sailfin molly)
Lineage: Eukaryota; Metazoa; Chordata; Actinopteri; Cyprinodontiformes; Poeciliidae
Product: hydroperoxide isomerase ALOXE3-like
Exons: 14
Coding region: 29-1849 (606 amino acids)
Biological process (GO): lipid oxidation
Molecular function (GO): metal ion binding; protein binding; oxidoreductase activity, acting on single donors with incorporation of molecular oxygen, incorporation of two atoms of oxygen
Source: RefSeq, a predicted model, not a curated record